This is a messenger RNA of Doryrhamphus excisus (bluestripe pipefish), 7374 nucleotides long. RefSeq names its product septin 3 (gene septin3). The record is from RefSeq and is a predicted model, not a curated record. Gene Ontology annotation, molecular function: GTP binding. Lineage: Eukaryota; Metazoa; Chordata; Actinopteri; Syngnathiformes; Syngnathidae.
GAGGAUAGAAGGAAGCAGAGGAAGGAACCCAGGAAAAUGAUUCAGAGAUGUAUAAUGCAUACAAGGGUCAUGGAAGGCUAUGUCCAAGUGGAUUCAAACCCAGGUCUUCCCGAUCUCCUGACCCACCCACCUCCAAAUAAUUCAAUUCCACCGUGCACCCUCAAAAAUUUCCAUUUGUUUAGUUAUAUUUUUUAAUCUACUUAAGUAAAAGUAUUGUAAUGUACUGCAGCUCCAUUCUGGAGUUAACAAUACAAUCUAAAAGCCUUUUAAAGCUGUAUGAGUGCAAAAAGUUUAGGUUAGUUGACAAAUAUAAAGAUCUUGUUGGGAUAUGGUUAUGUUUUAAUUUGUUCAAAUACAAAAUAUAGGGAUUCUUCAAAGUGUUAAUAAACACAGUUUUGACACUAAAGUCCUAAUAAACCUACCUUAAAGUAAUAGCGUUCAGGCAUGGUGUUGAUGCGCAGGCGCACUGCAUCUUCCCACGCCCUCCUUCCUCUUGUUGCCUAGGUAACGGAGGAGAAGAAAGGGAGGAGGGCUCGCAGCUAGAGAGAAGGAGAGGUACCCACAACAAUCUGCUCAUAUCGCCACCUCCGUGUUGGAUUUACAUCUCAUAUUUUUGUGGGACCGUAGCGGCCUAAAAAGACAUCUACAGACAUGUCAGAUAUCGUUCCUCCAGAAGUGAGACCCAAACCGGCUGUCCCCGCCAAGCCCCCUAAUGUGGGCGCUCCUUCCCCGUCAAGCCCCUUCCCACCCCAGUUGCCGAGCAUCGGAGGAGGGGGUAUAUCAGCUCCGCCUCCCAGUGCCAUCCCAGUUCCCAUUGGGAGUCACGGAACGAGCCAUGGAGGAACUCACGGUGUGGGUCACGGAGGUGCUCACAUUGGAGGACACAGUGGAGGUCAUAGUCACAACACCUCCAACAGCACCAGUGGCGGGGGGUCCACUCUGCUGGGUUACAUCGGUAUUGACACCAUCAUUGAGCAGAUGAGGAAGAAGACCAUGAAGACUGGCUUUGACUUCAACAUCAUGGUAGUGGGUCACAGUGGCCUUGGGAAGUCGACUCUGGUGAACACAUUGUUCAAGUCCCAGGUGAGCAGGAGGAGUGCAGGGUGGGGACGCGAUGAGAAGAUCCCCAAGACUGUGGAGAUCAAAUCGGUGUCUCACGUUAUCGAAGAGGGCGGUGUAAAGAUGAAGCUGACUGUUGUUGACACUCCAGGUUUUGGAGACCAAAUCAAUAACGACAAUUGCUGGGAGCCUAUUUCCAAGUACAUCAACGAACAGUACGAUAAGUUCCUUAAAGAGGAGGUUAACAUCACCCGAAAGAAGCGCAUCCCUGACACCAGAGUACACUGCUGCCUGUACUUCAUCUCCCCCACUGGACACUCACUGCGGCAGCUAGAUGUGGAGUUCAUGAAGCGCCUGAGUCACUCUGUCAACAUCAUUCCUAUCAUAGCCAAGGCCGACACAAUGACCCCUGAGGAGAGACAGGAGUUCAAACAGCGGGUGAAGAAGGAGCUGGAGAUGAACGGAGUAGAGUUUUACCCUCAGAAAGAAUUUGACGAGGACAUGGAGGACAAGAGUGACAAUGACAAAAUCAGAGAGGUCAUGCCCUUUGCUGUGGUGGGCAGCGACAAAGAAUAUCAAGUGAAUGGCAAGCGUGUUUUGGGGAGAAAGACAGCAUGGGGAGUUGUAGAAGUGGAAAACAUGAACCACUGUGAGUUUGCUCAAUUGAGAGACUUCUUAAUCAGGUCUCACUUACAGGACCUGAAAGAAGUGACUCAUAACAUUCACUAUGAAACUUAUCGUGCCAAGAGACUCCAUGAGAACGGAGGCCUGCAUCCCGUGUCCUCCAAUGACACCCAGGAAAGCAACUUGUAAUCAACGCCGAUACGACGCAGUACAUCAAUCUACAGUAUAGUAACAUUACUGGCAUGGUCGCAUGCUCAGAAAUCACUCCCGAUAUGUACAUAUCUGUGUCAUUUACUGUUAUUUUUUUAUGAUGCCACGCCCUGUUACGUAAGUAAGUAAAUAAUAAAUAAGGAAAUAUUUGGGUGUCCCACCCAGAGUCAUGGUGCCAUGAUAUUGAAGACUGCCAACGCCUUGUCAGUACUCAUAGGUUAGUUAAGCUGUGCAACGUUAUCAUCAUGUAUCUCAGAGCUAAUGUUAGUCAUUACUAGGGAUGCUGCUAUCGAUCGGCCACCCAUCAGUAUCAACCGAUUUCGAUAAUUAAUAGUCAAAAUCGGCAGCUUACACAGCUAAAAAGGUUGGUCAACAUUUGCCCCAUAUGCGUCACAGGCAGACGGCAAGGCAAAUAACCCCCCCAAAAUAAUUAAAUUCAAUAAUUGCAGCUGCUAAAGUCCUCUCUAAGUUUCAAGAGUGAUUUAUGUUGUCUUGAAACAGUUAAGCAGAAUAUUUUUUUGUCUAAAUGCGGAUUAUAUGGUUCCCUUUUUCAUAUUAUAUAGCCAAUAGCAGGGGUGCAGACAGGGAUUCUGGGACACAUGAGAAAAAAAAAUAAUUUUAAUAAUUACCGGCUACCUAUUUUUUGGUCAGUUCGAUUUUCAUAUUUCACUGAUGAGGAUCGGUAUGAGGAUCAGCCCUGAUUGGAGCAUCCCUAGUCAUUACUUUUCUGUGUAUUUUCUGCACUGACAUGUUUUAAAUUAGAACUAAUUCAAGGAAACUGCACUUUUUUGCAAUGUUUCUCAUGACAUGUCUCUUUUUGCUGUGUUCUAGAUGGCCACCUCGUGCUGGCCGUUUUUUCACUGACAGUGCAGGUAAUGUAGGAUUCACCUAUUUCACCUAUAAAGCCCUCUAAAAAAAUGUAAAUCCAAAACCUGUCAAAAACGCUCCACUUACAUGCUGUGACCUGGAUAGGAAUCAAGCUAUAGCAGGGGUCUCAACUCAAUUUACUUGGGGGCCACUGGAGCUCGGGUCUGGGUGAGACUGGGCUGCAACAGGUUUUCCAAAUAAACCAAACACAUUUAUUAAAAAACAAAAAAUUUAAAAAACUUUGCUUUGGUUCCAAUUUUCUACAAGAAAAGCUCUGAUAAAACAUUCCAUUGUUCUCUAAUAUCUUACUUUUUAUUUUUCUACACAAAAUAAGAUGAAAAAUAAAUAAACAAAUAAAGAAUAAAGAAAAUCAAUCAGUAAUAAAUAAAUAAAUAUAAUAAUAAUAAUAAAACGGCAAAUAAUAAAAACUUAAGAAACCACAUAUAGUUGGUGGGUAGACAAAUUAUUUUUCAGAUUAAAAUGAACAAAGCAUUAUUAGAGCCCUGUAGACAUGACAAAACACGACUACAGUCACAUUUAUACUUUUUUUUAUUUACAACAUAUUGCGCAACUGCAGGGUCUUGAGACACAUGCUAACUCGCAAACGAGAGAGCUAGCGACCUAAACGGUAGCCUUCAAGUUAUUUCCUUUAAACUUAAAUAGCCAAAAACUUACCACUUCCACACAGAUAGGGAGGAUAACUAUUAACAGUUAUUUAACCUUUAACAUGAACAUUAAUCAAAUGUAAUAAUUUUUUCUGGGUACAUGAUACCAUACAGCAUCCAUAUCAAACUUGCGCGGGCCGCUCUAACAUUAAACUUUCAUAUCAAGGCGGGGGCCUCAAACUAGUGUCCUGCGGGCCACAUUUGGCCCGUGGGCCGCGUUUUUGAGACCCCUGAGCUAUAGCAUUAUUGUAGGAGCUAACACUAAGGAAGUACUUUUCUGGUGUAGUAACACAGUGCCUUGCUCACUGCACCCCAGGCCACUGAGAGGUAGUAACGCUAGCUACUGGAGCUGCUGUAUAGCUUUUGGAGUGUGAAAAAGUUAAUGCUAGGUUAUAAAUCAUUGCGGCAAUGAGCUGGGCAUUAGCAAAAAGUGAUGUGUAACACAACAUUACGUAACGAUUGCUGUCCUUAAUGCGUUUGUGACAAAUUCGAGAAUGCAAUGGGAGUCAAUAUUUUCAUAACAAAAUGAUUCCGCGUAGGAGAUUAGGGAGGAAGAGAACAUUUUGGCUAUGGCAGUUCAUGGAGAAUUUACUGCGACGUCUGUUCCGAGGAGCGCGUGUGGGUGGCAGCUGUGGUGGAACAUCACUGACACUUUUUAAAUAUACAGUAUUCUAUUUUGUCAUAUUUUCAAAUGACAAGAAUAACCUUUGCCUACAACAUUGAGUACCUUUAUCCAAGUCUCGCAUGGUCAACCAUGCCAUUUGAUGACAUGUGACCUACACGUCAUAUGCGACCUGACCGUUCUGACUUCAGUGGAGCGGAUAAAUAACAGAUUUAUAUCAAGGCCUGGGUUGCAUUUGAAAAAAUUGGAAUGUGCGACAUCGCGAGGAGGACUUGCAAGAUGCUUGUUUAUUUUUUACCUAAGGACAAUGCUGAACUUAGCAGUUCAAGUCGUGUGCUGAAAGAUACAGCCAUCUCAUCAGUUUGCGUCCCAGUGAUAGCGGACAUUGUAAAUAACAGUUUGUCUCACUGUUUUUAUGUUAUUUUAUGUUUUUAUUUUAUGUUAUCUUAUUUUGUCUAAAUAUUUAGCACAGGGGUGUCCAAAGUGCAGACUCGUGGCCAUUUGUGGCAAGUGGCACUAUUGACACUACACAUUGCUCAUUGAUACAUUAAAACUGUCAAAAAUAACGCUUUAACGGCCGUAACUAAUUCAUUUCUUUAAUUAAUUUAAAUGUUUCAGUGUAAUUAACGCAUGCGCACCUGAGCAAGAUCGGGUCCACUGUCAUAAAUUUCAUUCUAACCCAAACACACACAGCAGUACAAUUCCAAAACCUGUAUGUAUCUCCAACUCAGUUUGUUUAUCCUUUCACAUUGUCAUUACAAGGCGAGAUGCAUUCAGGGACACUGCGAACAUGAAUUGGAUAUUCUUAUCACUCACUCUUAAAAGAGUUUGAGUUUGAUGUGGUGCGUACAUUUGAAGUGCCGUGUGCAGAGCUCAAGGUUGCUAUGAAAGUUCACGAAGCAGCACAUUUUGGGUCGCAGAAGGGGACAUCCCAGAGGAUGCACAGUGUACGGUAUGUGUAGCACGAGUGAUCAAAACUAUGGCGUCUAAAGAAUUAAUUCGGAUGUACAAUUUGUUACAUUUAAGUAUGCUGGGGAAAAAAAUUACCUUAAAUUACUGUCUUUUGAACACAACCUCCAUUGCUCAUAACAGUUUAAAGCGUGAUUCAAACGAAAGACAGCUGGUUAAUUGGAGUGGCAAAAAACAUGACGCAAUAUUAUGCAGUGGUUCUCAACUGGUUUGGUUCCGGAACCCACCAUCACUCUUCACUGUCAAGCGGUGACCCGAAUUUGCAAAAAAAUUGAAACGGAAACUUCUCAAAUAACACACACUUGCACUGGAGUUUUGAGCCGGUUGCAACAGUCCCUUUGAUGUAGACAUUAAAGUGCAGUUGGAAUUUGAGGGGUGCAAAAUAACAAGGAACAUUUAUUCAGUCAACGCUUAUCCUCACGAGGGUCGUGGGGGUGCUGGAGCCUAUCCAAGCUGUCUUCGGUUAAGAGGCGGCGUACACCCUGGACUGGUCGCCAACCAAUCACAGGGCACAUAUAGACAAACAACCAUUCACACUCACAUUCAUACCUAUUAACCUAGCAUGUUUUUUUGGAAUGUGAGAGGAAACCGGAGUCCCCGGAGAAAACCCACGCAUGCACGGGGAGAACAUGCAAACUCCAGACAGAGAUGGCCAAGAGUGGAAUUGACUCGGGUCUUUUAGCUGUGUGGCCUGCGCACUAACCACUUAUCCAACAAAGAACAAGAAGUUAAAAAUAAAGUCCAGUUUCUCCAAUUCAACAUUAUUUAUCAUGUAGAUCACCCCUCUGCCGCGGCCAAUAGAUCAAAUUUUACAAUUAAACAAUAUCAUCAUACUGUACCUGGUAGUCUGCAUUGUGGGCAGAAUUUUCCCAUGCUUUUGGCUUUAUUCCGCAUUCUCCUCCAGUAGUUAUCUACCUGUGUGUCAGACGAACACAGCGUCCACACAAUGUUCUUCCUCUCCAGCUCAAGCAAUAUAACGUACUUUUUGGAAAAUUUGCCCGAAGACAGCUGGGAUAGGCUCCAGCAUGUCUGCGACCCUCGUGAGGAUAAGCGGUAGAAAAUGAAUGAAUGAAUGAAGGUUAGGAGAAAAUAAAAAUAUAGGAAAAAAAGUCAUCAUACAAAUGGUAACCUUCCACUGUUUCCAGGACUGUUUAAUUUACUCCACCCCCCCGCCCUCCUCUAGGUACGCUCACUCCGCUGUGAUUGGUCACACUCUUAAGUGCUCCUGAUGACUUCUGGAUAUACUAGGUCUGCAGCCCGUAUAAGGAAGUCUAGAUGGCACUGACGUCAGUAGAACCAUCCAAAACUUCAAACCUCAUUAUCUGACGCUUUGGCAUCAUUUAACCAAUCAUUUAAUACAACUUUUUAACAACAUUUAUAGGUCAGAAAAGUGAAAAAAGUAUAAUUGGCCCCCUUUCAGAAGAAAUCGAGUGAACUUAGCAAGAUGCGAGUCAAGCCAAAACACUAAGUAUUACAUGUUAUCAUGAACAUAUGAUGUUACUACAUGGUUACAGCAUGGAUAUAAAACAUUGUUGGAGUUUUUUUUCAUGUUUUCUUUUAAGAGGGCUUUCUAGGCAUAAUAAGUGAAAAACUGCCAGCAUGAGGCAUGUGGCCUCAAGGGAAAGACGUGUUCUUGCAGUUUUCCUUUAAAGUGGCAAUGGUUUCUGAAAGGGUCCAUUCUAUAUAGCUGUUUUUGAAGAAGUGUGUGUCCUAUUUUAGAAGACAUCACUAGUAAUGCUUUUUAAAAUGGACAUACUCCUCUCUACCACUUGGUGGUAGCAUUCUUUCAGUGUCCAAUGUCUGCAUCCUUUUAAGAUGCUGCAGUCAUUUUUCGGUCUUUCCCUCCCAUUUUAAUAACAUUCUACAAGAUUCUAUAUCAUUGAUACUUUUAAUGUUUACUGUCAUGCAGCAGUGAACAAAUAUGCCAAAAACGACAUGCAAUUUUACUGAUUUUUACUGGUUCUCUUCUUUUUUGUGUGUGAGAAUUGUGCAUUUGUGUGAUUUUCAUUUAAGAUGUGAUGUCUGAUGUCCAAGUAGAAAAGCAGUAGUUUGUGAUUUUCAGUGGAAGUAGAAGCAACAGUACUACAUCCGUUCUGUUUCUGCUCUGUUUACGUGUGCACGCUUGAAUCCACAAAAUCUCGGUUACAAUUUAUCAGUCUUUUUUAAUUUUCAAUCUGUGAUAUUUAUUUCCAUGAAUUUGUUACAAAGUAAAACACUGCUGUAUCAAGAUAGACAGAACACUCUGCCAUUUCAUUUUCAUUUAUUAACUAGUUUCUGUGGUACAUUGAGGUAUAGUUUCUUAUGAUCUGUAUUAUUUAUUACCAUGUAUUCCUAAUUUAAUAAAUGCACAUUCCCGUA